Pygocentrus nattereri (red-bellied piranha) is the source of this 4285-nucleotide messenger RNA. It is a transcript of the gene ankrd13c, whose product is annotated as ankyrin repeat domain 13C. The transcript is spliced from 13 exons. Gene Ontology annotation, molecular function: protein binding. NCBI's taxonomy places the organism in Eukaryota, Metazoa, Chordata, Actinopteri, Characiformes, Serrasalmidae. Bases 1 to 1587 code for a protein of 528 amino acids. Gene Ontology annotation, cellular component: cytoplasm. The record is from RefSeq and is a predicted model, not a curated record.
AUGACCGGAGAGAAGAUCCGCUCCCUCCGUAAGGACCACAAACCGGGCAAGGACGAGGAGGAUCUGCUGGAACCGGACGAGGAGGCGGCCACGGGGACGUUCACGUCGUCCGCCCGGACUGGCGUCGGUGGCGGCGGCGGUGGUAAAAGCAGAACGAACCGGAUCUUCAGCAACCACAAGCUGGUCAGAUCACCGUCCCAGCAGCGGGAGUCCCAAAUCAACGCUAACAACGCGCCCACCACGGCUCCACUGACCGUCGACGACAAAAACAAAAACCCGGUGGCGCGGAGCGGCGCGGACUUUCCCGUGCACGAAUGUGUGUUUAAAGGAGACGUGCGGAGAUUGUCGUCCCUUAUUCGGACUCAGAACAUCGCACAGAAAGACGUUCACGGAAACACUCCUCUUCAUCUGGCUGUAAUGAUGGGUCAUAAAGAGUGUGCCCAUCUCCUGCUAGCCCACAAUGCACCAGUAAAGGUCAAAAAUGCUCAGGGAUGGAGUCCUCUAGCGGAGGCCAUCAGCUAUGGAGACAGACAGAUGAUCACAGCGCUGUUGCGGAAGCUGAAGCAGCAGUCCAGAGAGAGCGUGGAGGACAAGAGGCCUCGCCUGCUCAAAGCCCUUAAAGAGCUCGGGGACUUCUACUUGGAGCUUCACUGGGAUUUUCAAAGCUGGGUGCCUUUACUAUCUAGAAUUUUGCCGUCUGACGCUUGCAAGAUCUACAAGCAGGGAAUCAACAUCAGGUUGGACACUACUCUCAUCGAUUUCACAGACAUGAAAUGCCAGAGAGGAGAUCUGAGCUUCAUCUUUAAUGGUGAUGCUGUCCCCUCUGAGUCCUUUGUGGUGCUGGACAAUGAGCAAAAAGUGUACCAGCGAAUACACCACGAGGAGUCUGAGAUGGAGACGGAGGAAGAAGUGGACAUUUUGAUGAGCAGUGACAUUUACUCUGCCACUCUCUCAACUAAAUCCAUCACCUUCUCCCGGGCACAGACUGGCUGGCUCUUCCGCGAGGACAAAACGGAACGAGUUGGGAAUUUUCUAGCUGACUUCUACUUGGUCAAUGGCCUCGUUCUGGAGUCCAGGAAACGGCGGGAGCACUUGAGCGAGGAAGAUAUUUUGAGGAACAAGGCCAUCAUGGAGAGCCUCAGCAAAGGAGGGAACCUCAUUGAACAGAACUUUGAGCCGGUGAGACGCCAGUCCCUGACCGCUCCCACUCCGAACACUAUUUCCUGGGAGGAAUACAUCACAGCGGAGACGGGGAAGGCACCUCAUCUUGGCAGAGAGCUGGUUUGCAAAGAGAGCAAGAAAAACUUCAAAGCAACUGUAGCCAUGAGUCAAGACUUCCCUCUGGGCAUUGAGUCGUUAUUAAAUGUUUUGGAAGUGAUUGCACCCUUCAAGCACUUUAACAAACUGCGAGAAUUUGUUCAGAUGAAGCUCCCGCCAGGCUUUCCUGUGAAACUAGACAUCCCUGUGUUUCCCACCAUCACGGCGACUGUGACGUUUCAGGAGUUUCGCUAUGAUGAAUUUGAGGAGUCCAUUUUCACCAUCCCCAAUGACUACAAAGAGGAUCCCAGUCGCUUCCCAGACCUCUGAUCUAUCUCAUUCUCUCUCUUCGCUUCUCUCCCUCUCCCUUUCUCUCUCCUUUUUUUCUUUCCCACCAUCAUGCCAGAUCCAACUCUCCCUCUAAGGGGAAUGACAGCUGUCUCACUUGGCUGAGCUUUGAUACAAGAAGCUUCCCCAGGAGUAGAAGAGUCACGCUGGGUUUUGUAAGUGCAGACAAAACAACAUUGCGACAGUACUGUACGUGUGGUAUUGGUAUAAAGGGAUCGUGCUGAACUGACAUAGUAACACUCUGAACAAAGCUGUCUAUGGAACCUCUACAUGUUGACUAAAGGCAUUGUCGAAGCUAAUAGAGUAGCUUGGAGCCGGAAGGAGCUGGCCAGAGCACCAUCCUAAUGCACUACAUCACGAAGCACUGUGUGGCGUUCUAACAACAGUGGAGGCUCCAGUGUAGCUCUUUGUACUUACAGACAUUGAUGCUGCGUCUGAAACACAACGCCGUGAAGAUGAAAAUCCUCCGGGAAACGUGGCAUUACGAGUUCUGUAUUUAUGUUAGCCUUGUUUUCGUAUAACUUUAUAAAAAACAAACUUGUACUCUUCACAUAAAGGAAAAUGAAUAGAGGUGCGGGUGAACAUCUGGGGCGAAAUAUUAUAAGUUACUUGUAUAUGAUUUGCGUUGUAUGAAACGUGUCACAAAAUACAAUUGGCAUGUUCUUUCUGGAGAAAAGCCUUUCUUUGUGUGAGAUUGUAAAUACUGCUAAUUUAAGUUCUUUUGGUAUAUUGACCUUCUGUGCUUGGCCCAUAAAUGCAUUCCUUUCAGACAGCAUUGCUAGGUUGGACAAGCUUGACAGGACACUGUGAACAAUCCAAUUCAACCACAAUUUCAACGUGUGGAAAUUUAGCGCAGUUGAUCAGAUUAUAUUUAUUUUGCAUACAUGUAAAAGGUACCACCACAAUGGUACGAUUGCUGGGAAUGCACCAUCACUGGACAGCUGACUGGGCAGUCUGUUACAUGAUAUUGCUUUGAGUGAUGGGGCUAGGGGAGGACCAUCCUACCCACCCAGUUAUACUCUGUUGAGCCCAGAACCAAAUGGAGCACUUGCAGUCCUGCAGUCCACAAUUGCAGGUGCACACGAGGCCACGGUAAAGAGGUGUCCAGUCCUGGACCUGGAGAUCUGCCUCCCUGUAGAGUUUAGCUCCAUCCCUAAUCUAACACACCUGAUCUAGGUAAUGAAUUCCUUUUAUCUCCAUCUGAAUACUAGAGCCAGGUGUUUUUAAAAUCCGUUUAUGGUGGAGAGGUACGUGAAGGAAAGAGAGUACAGAAAUUACAGCAUUACAAGUGCAAACUAUUUAAAAUGGCUGGAUUUGUGUUGGAGACAUGGCGACACCCGAUUCCCUAGUAGCUACAGUUUUAUGGUUAAAUAGGAUUUUGCUAAAACUUUGGCAACCAUAUUUUAUAAAUAGUUUUAACCAUAAAACUGUAGCUACUUGGAAACAAUAACAAUUGCCACUGUGCUAAAAUUGCUUCACAGUGGUGUUGGCGGGAAUCGGAACGUCUACAACACAAAUAUAGCCACUUUAUAAAGCUUGUCCUGCCUUGCAGCUGUUGCUAUGAGAGAACCCGUUUGUGGGCGGAGCAUGGACAGGUCAGUUGUCCUUCUAGACUGGGCUGUUCUGGCAACAAAUAUUUUCUCCCAUCAUGCAAAUGCACCGUUCCUGCGUUUUGGGUCUUCUCACAUCAGUUAUUUCUGUUUUACGGUUUUGAUCUCCACUGCGUGGAACCACCCGAGUUCCCUGAAGAGCACAGGCCUAUUUUACAAUCCGUCAUUUGGUCAGCAACUUUUGAAGACUCUCUUGGUACCCCUCUUGUUGUGUAUUUGGCCCUGACGUGGGCGCUCCUUUGUAAAUGUCAUGUACAGUUUGAGAUGGACUCGAGUUUUGUUUAGAACUUGCAUUGGCUGGACACCAGUCUGUGGAUGCACAUACUAUUUCUCAAUGAUUUAUUUUGUUUAUUACCACCUUGAUAGAUGGAUGUGUGUGUGUGUGUGUGUGUGUGUGUGUGUGUGUGUGUGUGUGUGUGUGUGUGUGUGUGUGUGUGUGUGUGUGUGUGUAUGUAUAUAUAUAUAUAUAUAUAUAUAUAUAUAUAUAUAUAUAUAUAUAUAUAUAUAUAUAUAUAAUCACUUUCCAGUUUAGAAUAAAUGACAUGUAUACUGACGGACAUAUGUUAAGAUAGUAAAGUGUGAAUAGCUCAAAUGAUCCCGACAGGAAUUCCUAACUUGGAAUUAACGUUUUGUAUGGAUUCUUUUGUUGUGGGCAGCAGAAGACGAAGUAAAAGCAACUGGUCAAAUUUGCACCAGCAAACAUCACGUUUGAAUGGCUCAGAAUAGAAAUAUUUUAUUUAUGUAACCCUCGCUCUUUCCUCUCUGUGUGGUUUUAUGUUUUUAAAUCUACACUGGAUUUUGGCCUCCAAGCGGUCGAAGGUUUUAAUAUGCUUCCAAGCUGCACUACUGGUUAGUGCAGCGAACAGGUGUACGCUUCGUUUUUCCUUUUUGUAACCAACCAGCUUCAGGUCUUUUCAUUUUGUGUUUUCUCUAGUUUUUAGUUUUGCGCCUUGAACUCUGGGCCUGGUUUUCACCUGAACACACAGAUAAACCAGUUGUACAGCAAGAACCUUGUAUGCCACAAUUUUUUCAUGAGGAAUUGUACUUAAUAAAAUGUCAGCGUACCAACA